AUGAGUCCAACAAAAAUGAUUGAUGUAGAGGACGAUGUGAGGAACCUGCAUGUUGCCAUUAUAGGUGCAGGAAUGGGAGGUUUAGCCAGCGCAUUAGGCCUUGCCAAGAAAGGAUUUAGUAACAUCAACAUUUACGAGAAUGCCUCCAACCUGGGUUUCGUCGGGGCUGGUAUUCAACUGGCUCCAAACCUCGUUCGAAUUCUCAGCCGUCUCGAUUGUUGGGAAUCUAUACAAAUGGAGGCAACAGAGGUUCUCGAAACAAGCAUACGGGACGGAGCAUCUAAUGAGGAACUUACCCACGUUCACAUGCCUAGCAUACGCAAAAUGUACGGCUACCCUCAUUGCACUGGUCAUCGAGCCUCUCUCGCCGACGGUCUCUACCAGGCGUGCCGCAAAUACUCGUCCAUCACUUUCCAUUUCGGCAUGACUCUUGUCAAUGUUGCUUCAUUCGAAAACCCAAAGUUUACAGUCAGAGACAGGUCGGGCACAGAACACACAGUGUAUGCGGACAUUCUCCUGGCGGCGGACGGAGUCAAGUCAGUAACACGAAGUGCCCUCCUUGCCCAGAUAGGAUGUGAGUCCGACGUUCAAGACACAGGCCAGGCAGCGUAUCGCGUGUUGCUGCCCCGGGAGAAAAUGCAACAAGAUCCAGAAAUGCUGGCACUCCUUGACAGCAACCAAGUGACUAGAUGGAUUGGUGAGAAGCGUCACUGGAUUGCAUAUCCCAUCCAAUCGCGCAGCAUAUACAACAUGUCUUCUAUCCAGCCAGACAAAAAUUUCGCGUCUGCCCCGUCGGUGACAUACACUACCAAGGGUUCAAAAUCGGCCAUGUUGGACGUAUUCUCCGACUUUUGCCCCCUUGUCCAGCGGAUGCUGAACCUCGUACCGGAUGGGGAAGUGUGUGAGUGGAAGUUGCGUGUGCAUAGCCCGUUACCAACGUGGGUUCUCGGGUCCGUUGCUUUGGUAGGAGAUGCUUGUCAUCCUACACUGCCGCAUUUGAAUCAGGGCGCCGGUCAGGCCAUCGAGGAUGCUGCCGUCUUGGCCGAGGUGUUGUCCAAGUCACCGAAUGGUUCUCGGGAUGCUGUUAACGGGUGCUUGCGUAUUUACGAGACUUUGCGUAAAGAGCGAGCUACAACUCUUGUUGAAUGGGCUGCUGAAUCGGGUCGUGUUUUGCAUCUUGGUGAAGGGGAGGCCAAGGAGGAGCGGGAUAAGAGAUUUGCUGAGGCGAAGAAGGGUGGGAAGAGUGUGCCUGAUAAAUGGGCUUCACCGGACGUUCAGGCUUACGUCUAUGGCCAUGAUUGCAUGAGAGAAGCUGAGGAGAAGUUUGAUGAGCUGUAUGAUAGCCUGAGCUAG
Pochonia chlamydosporia 170 is the source of this 1353-nucleotide messenger RNA. Its product is annotated as monooxygenase. Gene Ontology annotation, biological process: secondary metabolite biosynthetic process. The transcript is spliced from 3 exons. The record is from RefSeq and is a predicted model, not a curated record. The coding region runs from base 1 to 1353 and encodes 450 amino acids. Gene Ontology annotation, molecular function: monooxygenase activity; FAD binding. Lineage: Eukaryota; Fungi; Ascomycota; Sordariomycetes; Hypocreales; Clavicipitaceae.